CGCGGUUGCGCAUUCGCAGCUUUCCAGCCGAACAUGGGCUCACAAACGAUGUACUCCACAACCUCCGAGGAAACCUCCCUUCUGUACGAGCAGGAGCGCAAGGGCUUAAACGAGAUGCUUAUGCCAGAAGCUCCGGCUCGCGAAAUCACCAACGGCCUCAAGAAUGCAGACAAUCUCCAGCCCGAGGACGUCGAUCUACUAGCUGUCGCGCUCGGCGCACCUGCUCGGCGCGUUCUCAUGCGGGCUGAAGAGGUCGGGCCGCGAACUGGAUGGAAAGAUGGAUAUCUUUCAUCAGCCUUCGGUUUCUUG
Molecule: messenger RNA, 309 nt
Organism: Lindgomyces ingoldianus
Lineage: Eukaryota; Fungi; Ascomycota; Dothideomycetes; Pleosporales; Lindgomycetaceae
Exons: 2
Source: RefSeq, a predicted model, not a curated record